AUGGGGAGGAAGAAGAAGGCGACGACGCCGAAUCCGAGUACGCCGGAACCGGAAUCUCUUAAGCAACACCCUAGUACAUCAAAAGUGGAUAUUCCAGCACUGGAGGUGACAGAAAUUGAUGGAACAGUAACUCGUGAAAACCCUGGAAAAUCACCAUUGAAGGAGAGCUCACCAGUGGUAGAACACGAAGCUGUAGAAAAUGAAGCUAUGAUUAAAUGGAAAACAUUUACAACUCAGAGUCGAAUUUCUGAUAAAGGUAUGGGUCUUAAAUUUAUUGCACCAAUGGUCAUGAAUGGAGUUCCAGUUGCAAAGCUGGAUAAGACAGAGGUGUCUAAGCUGAGUGACAUAUGGAUUAACUCAAUAAUUGUGUAUGUUAUUGGUCAAUCUCCCACUAUUACUGCUAUGACGGCGUAUAUUCGAUCUCAUUGGAAUGUGAAUAGUGAUCCCAAAAUAUUCAAACAUGAGGAGGGAUAUUUUGUGGUGAAACUUGAUUUUAGGGUUGAUAGAGAUGCAAUUUUGUGUGCUGGACCACAUUUGUUCUAUGGUAAACCAAUCAUAGUGAAGCAGUGGGAUCCUAGUUUUAAUUUUCACAAUGAAGUAUUGAGAAUUAUCCCCUUAUGGGUUAAACUUCCUAAUCUGCCUCUUCAUUACUGGAGUGGGGAUUCUCUCAGUAGGAUAGGAAGUUUGCUGGGGAGACCUGUGUAUGCUGAUGAAUGUACUUCUAAAGCCCUUAGAGUAUCCUUUGCUAGGAUACUCAUUGAAAUGGAUGUCACUAAAACGCUUCCAACUGAGAUACAAAUAGAAGAACCCAAUGGUGCUACUUUCACUCAGAAAGUUAGCUAUGAUUGGCUACCACCUUACUGUAAGAAAUGUCUAAAGGUGGGACAUAAUUGUGAAACUGGGGGAAGCAAGCCUAAAAUUCAUCCUAAGCCUGUGCAGAAGUGGGUGCCUAAGUCUCAUGAGAAAGAGAAAGCUACAGAACAACCAGCUCCUAUUGGUGAUCCUACAGUGCUAGUAGAUCCUAGUGUUCCCCAAAAGAAUGUUGGUGAUCCUAGUAUUGUAGUAGAUCUAAGUAGUGAGAUAACACCUGUAGCUACUCCUAUACAGCAAGCUAAGGAUGAUCAGCAGGAAGAAGAAGGAGCUUGGAAGGUUGUAACUAGGAAAACUAAAGAUAAAGGGAAACAAGCAGCUUUUCAAUCCAGUAAGGCUGUGUAUUUCUCUCAUGGAGGUCAUAACUCAGGAGUUCCUGGGGGUGCUAAGGGGCCUAACCCUUAUUUUUCUUGA
Messenger RNA from Beta vulgaris subsp. vulgaris (sugar beet), 1284 nucleotides. RefSeq lists its product as uncharacterized. Bases 1 to 1284 code for a protein of 427 amino acids. The transcript has a single exon. NCBI's taxonomy places the organism in Eukaryota, Viridiplantae, Streptophyta, Magnoliopsida, Caryophyllales, Amaranthaceae. The record is from RefSeq and is a predicted model, not a curated record.